Molecule: messenger RNA, 5370 nt
Organism: Plasmodium relictum
Lineage: Eukaryota; Apicomplexa; Aconoidasida; Haemosporida; Plasmodiidae
Gene: TKL4
Product: tyrosine kinase-like protein, putative
Exons: 1
Coding region: 1-5370 (1789 amino acids)
Biological process (GO): protein phosphorylation
Molecular function (GO): protein kinase activity; ATP binding
Source: RefSeq, a predicted model, not a curated record
AUGCAUAACAAAGAGAAUGAAUAUUCUAAGAAUAUAUCUGAAUAUAAAUCGAGUAAAAAUAUAUACAACUAUGAAAAAAAGACUAGCAUUUUAAAUAAUAGUAAUUCAGAUAUAAAUAGUUUGUACUCUAUAAAUAAUAAAUAUGUUUUGAAGUCACAUUGCAUAAAUAAUACAUUUAAUAAUAAUAUUUGUAAUGUAAAAGUUUCAGAUAAAACAGAGUAUAAUAUCUUAGGAAAUAAGUUUCUUGAAAAUAAUUGUAAUACUAAUUUAGAAUGUAGAAAGAAAAACAAUGUUUAUAACUUAAAAAUUAAAAAUAGCAUAGAAAAUAAAACUAAUGAAAAAGGAUUAGCAACAAUAAAGGAAAACUAUAACUAUAUAAAGAAAUUUAAUAAUAACAAUAAACCGAAAGAGUAUUUAUUUUGUUUCAAUCAACAUGGAGUAGAAACAAAUAAUUAUACUGCAAAAAGCAGUCUUUAUAAUCAUAAAAAUAUAUCAACAAACAAAUUUAACAAAGAUUUCUUAAUAAGUAAUAAAAAUUGUGUAGAAGAAGAUAAGAAAGCCAUUACAAUGUAUUUGAAUAAUUCUACUAUAAAUGAUCAUACAUAUUCAUAUAUAAAGACAAAAAUUGCAAAAAAUAAUAAUGAUAACCACAUUGAGAAAAAUGAAAAAUAUCAUACAAAUUAUGUAAAUUUUUUUGAAGAUUUUGAAUUUCUAAAUUCUCAGAAAAAUAUAUUUUCAAAAAAAGAAAAGGAUAACAAUUAUAAUAGUAAUAUCAAUAACAGCAGCAAUUUUAAUAAUAACAAUAAUUAUAUUAAUAACAAUAGCUACAGUACUACUACUAAUAAUGUAAAUAAUAACAUAAAUAAUAACAGUAAUAAUAUAAAUAAUUAUAUAAACAAUAAUAAUAAUAAUAACACGGAUAGUAUUUAUUCCGAAAAAACAUACAACAAAGAAAAUGGUAAAAUUGUAUCUAAUGAAAAUAUUACACCUAUGAAUAUAAAUAGAAGCAUAAUUAUUAAUUGCUUAUUAGAAAUUAAAGAAAAGUUAGAUAAUAUCAAAAAUGAAAAAAAAGGGUACGAACAAGGUGAAAAGUAUAUUCGUUAUCUAAAAAAUUUUGAGAAAAUUAAAAAUAUGUAUUCAGAAACCAGCACAAGCAAAAUACAAAAUAAAAUUACAAGUAAAAUAAGUUUUGAUAAAGAAAAUAAAAAAGUUCAAGAAAUUGAUAUUUUUAAAAAGAAAGAAAAAAAUGCACCUUUUGUAAGCAUAUUUGAGGAAAAAAAUAAAAUAGAAUAUUUGGAAAAAAUGAAAGAACAAGAAAAAAAAAUUGGCUUUUCUAAAGUAAAACAGAAUGAAAAAAAAAUUUUUAAAAAGAAAGAAAUGGAAAAUAAUAUAGUAAUAAAAAAAGAUUUUUUAGAAAAUGAAGGAAAUAAUAUAGAUAAAGAAAAAAAUUUUAAUAAUUUUGAUGAAGAAGAAAAGAAUUUAUUAAAAAAGUAUGAACAAUCUGAAAAAAAAGUUUCAUAUAAACAAUAUGAUAAUUUAAAAAUAUUUAAAAAAUUCCAGAGCUCUAAAUCAGAUUCUUCAAAAAAUUCUCAGAACAGAAAUCAUGAAUGUAUCAAAUUAGAUUUUUUUUGUAACUCGAUAGAUAAUGAGAGUAAUAAAUUUUCAAAAAGACUAUACACAGGACAUAAAAUUUAUGAUGAUUUAGAUUUAAAUUCAAAGAAAGAACAAAUAACAGAAGAAAAUAUUCAAAAGAGUGUUACUUCAAGUUCAAGAAAAAUAAUAAAUUCUUAUAAUUAUAAAAUAUCUGAAUAUAAUGAUAUGUAUUUUGAUAAGAACAAAAAUUGCAUGGCUUAUAAUAAUAAGUUAAAUGACAAUUUCAAUUGUUCAAAUAAUACAAAAGAGAAAAUAAUUCGUAUGAAUAAUGAAAAAAAUAUAAGAAAUGAAAAAAUUAAAAAGAAAACUAGUAAAGGAGAAAUAGUAUAUGAUGAAAAAAACGUAGGCAAAAAUUUAUUCAUUGACAAUUUUAAUUUAAAUAUGAUUUCUGAUAUUGAAUUAAAUUAUAAUAAAUUUCCAAUUGAAAAAAGAAAUUCACAUGACAUUAAUAACCAGGAUAGUACAACAACAAAUUACAAAGAAAAUUGCAUUAAUAACGAAAAUGUAGUAUACGAUGAAGAAAAAAAAAUUUUUAAAACUAAAGAAAACUCAAAUAUAAAAAUUUACAAAAGAAGCUUAGAAAAAGAGAAAAUGCUAAAUUUUCCUUUAAUUCAUUUAGGAGAAAAUGAUGUAAUAGUGAAAAGAAUAAAACUUUAUUAUCCUUUAAAAAAUGAAAAUAUUUUCACUAAUAUAUCAAAAAUUAUUUUUAUGACAAAUACAAAUAUAUGCUCACUUUAUAUAAGUGAUUCCUUUUUAAUUAAUUAUGAUGAUUUAAAAAUUCAUUCAUAUUUAUCUAAAGGGGGUUUUGGAGUUGUAUAUAAAGGUGUUCUAUUGAAAAAAGUUAAAAAGUGCGAAGUUAUCUUAAAUAAAAAGGAAGAGAAUCAAGAAAGUAAUGAGUUUGAAAAAAAAAAUGAGCGAGGAGAAAAAAAAGAAUAUAGAGGAGAAAAUGAUUAUGAAUCAGAAGAUGAAUAUGAAUAUGAAGAGGAAUAUGAAAGUGAAGAGGAAUAUGAAGAUGAAGAAGAGUAUGAUCAUGAACAUGAGGAGGAAAAUAAAGAACGGCCCGAAAAUAAUAAACAAAAAAAAGUAAAGAAAGUUUGUAAUAUUGAAAAAAGAGAAGAAAAAGGAAAGAAAAAAGAUACUCUCGAAAAUGACGAUAAAGAAAAUAUGAGAAAAUUAUCAGAUAUAUUUUACAAAGAAUGUAUAGAAGAAAAUGAAUUUUUUAGCGUUAUCAACAAUGAAGAUAAUAUUAAUUUGGAAACAAAAGCAAAUGAAAAAAGUACUAAUAAUAAUGAUUAUAAUAUGAAACAGGAAAAAAAAAGUUUUAACAAUGAUACACAAAAACUAAAUAAACAUAAUAAAAAAUUAUGUUAUCUAAGAAACAAAUUAAUAGAAAAAAUUUUUGACGCAUUAAACAGUCAAACGAAUCAAAAUGAUUCUAGUACAAAUAAUAAAAAUGGAAGAGAGAAAUUUGAUCAUAAAUCAAAAAGUACAGAAAAUAAAGAAAAAUAUAUUAUUGAAAAUGUUAUAAAAAAUUUAAAUGAAUACAAAACAAAUAGCUUAAAUAUGCAAAAAUAUGUGGAGGAUUUUAAUAAAGAGAUUGAACAAGUUAUUUUAGGAAAUAAGAAUAGUGUUAAUAUUUUUAAUAAUGUGCAUAUAGAUAUUUUAAAUAAAAAUAUAGAAAAGAAUAACAAGACAAUAUAUAUUAAUGAUAAUGAUGAAACAGGGUUAAAUAAUAAGAGAGAAAAUCUGAAAAAUAGUUCAACAAUAAAAGAAACAAAAAAAAAUGACUGUAUUCAUGUUCAUGAAAUAAGGAAGCUUAAAAAAAAAUUGUUAAAAUUUGUUUAUUCAAAUAAAAAAAAUGAUAAAAUUAAUAUUGAUAGAAACGAAUUUUUUAAUGAGGCAGAGAAAAUAAUAUGUAAACUUAAAAAUAUAAAUAAAGAUGUUGAUAAGAGGUAUUACGAAGAUCUUAUAGGAUAUUUGUUAUUAGAUGUAUAUCAUAAUAAUGUUGUUUAUAAAAAUAAUUUUAGCUUUUUAUAUCUUAAUAGUAAAAAUAUUAUAACAUUUGGAUUACAUAAAGAAGGCUUGUAUAUAUUUGAUAAAAAAAACAUUUUUCAUUAUUAUAGUGAUAAAUGUAUAUUUAAGAUUAUUUUUCUGGAAGAGAAUAAAGAGCUGGUAAAAUUUAAAAAUUUUACAGUUUAUAAUGUUUUAAAUAAUGAUAAAAUUAUUAAUAAUUCUUCCAUAUUAAAAUAUGAGAUAAAUAAACAUAAAAAAGGCUUAAAUAAGUUAGCAAUUAUUCCAUUUAGUAAAUUGAGUAUUAAUCAUUUGUUAAAUGCUUUAAUUUUUAGUUUUUUAAAAUUUCUUUUUAAUUUAAGAAGAAAAUAUUAUAAGCAAUCUAAAAGUUGUCCAUGCUCAAUUGAUGGUAAUAAUAUCAUAAGUAAUAUUAUUAUUGAUAAUAAUAUUAUAUACAAUAAAUACAACAAUAAAAUUAUAAAUAAUGACAAUAAUUUAAAUAAAGAAAGUGAUUCCGUUUUGUUAUAUGAAAAUAUUGAUAAUUUGGAUAAAUUUUUAUAUUGUGAAUAUGAAAAUUCUGAAUUAAUUAAUAUAACUAACAGAAAUGAAAAGAAAAUUUUUUUAAAAAAAAGUGAAUUAGAUAGCAAUAUACAAGAUAAUGGUGUUGAUAAAUUAGAUAGAAAGAGUUUGAUUAACAUGAGUAAUUGUAUUAUUACUAGCACUCUACUGAAUACAAACAAUACUGAUGAAUCAAAAACAACCAUGCUAUUGAAUGUAUCAAAGAAUAAAAACAUAUCUAAAGAAUAUAUUAAUGAAAAAGAAUAUAAUUAUACUCCAAGGUUAAAUGAGAAAGAACAGAUAAAUAAGGAAUCGAUUACUAAAACGGAAUUAAAAAAAAAGAAAAAGAAAAAAGAAAAGGAAAAAGAAAAUGAAAAUGAAAACGAAAAUGAAAAUGAAAAAAAAGAGAUUAAUAUUAGCCAAGAAGAAUUCAUUCAUGUGAAAAUACCUGUAGCUAUUAAAAUACACGAUUUAAAAGAUAGUAAAAAUUUAAAAAAUUUUUUAAGAGAAAUAGAAAUAUAUAAAAAUAUUCAAUAUCAAAAUAUAUGUAAAUUUUAUGGAAUAUGCAUAAAAUCAAAUAAAUUAAUGUUAUUAUUAGAAUAUUAUCCUAAAGGAAAUUUAUUUAAUUUUUUAAAAAAUAAAAAGAAAAUUCAUAAAAAACAAAGGUUAAAAUGGGCUACUGAAUUGUCUUAUAUAGUUCAUCAAUUACACUCACAUUCUCCACCAAUAAUAAAUGGAGAUAUAAAAACAUCAAAUAUUUUAAUUGAUAAUAAUAUGAACUUAAUAAUGUGUGAUUUUGGGAAAGCUCGUUUUAAAAAUUCAAAAUUAUACAGCAAUUUUGGUUCAUAUAGAUAUAUGGCCCCAGAGACAUUUAGCUGUACAAUUGAAAUAACUGAAAAAAUUGAUAUAUGGAGUUUAGCUUGUUGUAUUGUAGAAAUAUUUUCAAGUAAAUAUCCUUUUUAUAAUUUUUCAAAAAAUGUAAAAAUUCGUCAUGAACUGUUAGUUAAUAAGAGAACUCCACAUAUACCUAAUUUUUUGCCUAAUUCUAUAAAACAAAAUUUGCAAAGAUCUUUUAGUUUUAUUCCUGAAGAAAGACCAAAAGCAUAUGAAAUAUAUAAAUCAUUAAAAAAAAUUAAAGUAGUAGAAUAA